Messenger RNA from Penicillium taxi, 1119 nucleotides. RefSeq names its product 60S ribosomal protein uL4. The transcript has 3 exons. Lineage: Eukaryota; Fungi; Ascomycota; Eurotiomycetes; Eurotiales; Aspergillaceae. The record is from RefSeq and is a predicted model, not a curated record. Gene Ontology annotation, molecular function: RNA binding; structural constituent of ribosome. Gene Ontology annotation, cellular component: cytosolic large ribosomal subunit; ribosome. Bases 1 to 1119 code for a protein of 372 amino acids. Gene Ontology annotation, biological process: translation.
AUGGCCUCCCGCCCGACCGUCUCGAUCGCUACAGCUGAGGGCAAGGCCUCCGGGGCCACCCUCCCCCUUCCCUCCGUCUUCAAUGCGCCCAUUCGUUCGGACAUUGUCCAGUCGGUUCACACUGGUAUUGCCAAGAACAAGCGCCAGCCCUACGCUGUGAGCGAGAAGGCUGGUGAGCAGACUUCUGCUGAGUCCUGGGGUACCGGUCGUGCUGUCGCUCGUAUCCCCCGUGUCUCUGGUGGUGGUACUCACCGUGCCGGUCAGGCUGCCUUUGGUAACCAGUGCCGUUCCGGUCGUAUGUUCGCUCCCACCAAGGUCUGGCGCAAGUGGCACCAGAAGGUCAACGUUGGCCAGCGCCGUUUCGCUACCGCCUCCGCUCUCGCUGCCUCUUCCGUUCCCGCUCUGCUCUUCGCCCGCGGUCACCGCGUCGCCAAGGUCCCCGAGGUUCCCCUCGUUGUUGAGUCCAAGACCUUCGCCGCUGGUGCUCUGACCAAGACCAAGGCUGCCAUUGCCCUCCUCCAGGCUCUUGGUGCUGGUGAGGACCUUGUCAAGGUCCAGAAGUCCCGCAAGAUCCGUGCUGGUAAGGGUAAGCUCCGUAACCGCCGCUUCCGCCAGCGCCGCGGUCCCCUGGUUGUCUACAACCCCGAGACCGAUGGCAAGGAGCUUGUCCGUGCCUUCCGCAACAUCCCCGGUGUUGAGACUUCGUCUGUCUUCUCCCUGAACCUCCUCCAGCUUGCCCCUGGUGGUCACGUUGGUCGUUUCCUCGUCUGGACCUCCUCCGCUUUCGAGGCCCUCGACAAGGUCUACGGUACCACCACCACCCCCUCGGCUCUUAAGAAGGACUACCUCCUGCCUUCCAACCUUGUUGCCAAUGCCGACUUGGCCCGUCUCAUCAACUCCUCUGAAAUUCAGUCCGUUCUCCGCGCCCCCAAGGGUGAGGCUCGUACCAAGCGUGCCCACGUCCAGAAGAAGAACCCUCUGCGCAACAAGCAGGUCAUGCUCCGUCUUAACCCCUACGCUGCUGCCUACUCCAAGCAGAAGCUGGGUCAGCAGACCGUUAAGGCUGAGAAGCCCAAGCGUGCUAACGAGACCUUCCUUAAGACUCUCACUGAGGAGUAA